This is a messenger RNA of Puccinia graminis f. sp. tritici CRL 75-36-700-3, 410 nucleotides long. RefSeq lists its product as uncharacterized. The record is from RefSeq and is a predicted model, not a curated record. The coding region runs from base 102 to 410 and encodes 102 amino acids. NCBI's taxonomy places the organism in Eukaryota, Fungi, Basidiomycota, Pucciniomycetes, Pucciniales, Pucciniaceae. The transcript is spliced from 6 exons.
UCUUCGACUGUAAUAUCCAACUCUCAUCGUAUUCUUCACCCCACUUACUAUCAUCUGUUGCUUCUCCAAAUAUAGUGUCAAUAAAUCAAGUCUCCACGACCAUGUUCUUAAUCCAGAUCAUAUUUGCUCUUCAUUUAUUAGGAUGCUAUAGUGUUUCAACGCACCCAAUCUUAUCCGUGAGCCCAUUAGUGAAGAGGGCACUGCCUGCAGCCUCAGGUGUUCACCUGGAACAAACCAUUUCUACAGGAGUCUCACAUGCAGAAGCUGGAUUAAGUAGCACACAUGGUUUUGAAUUUGAUACUAUGGGUUCAAACAUGGGAAAAGCAGAUGAAAGUCUAAAUGUCUCAAAAACUGAUAAGAAGAAUGUAGAUGGGCAUGAGCUUCUACCAGUCUAUUCUUUUUCCACAUAA